This is a messenger RNA of Anopheles moucheti, 2362 nucleotides long. RefSeq names its product potassium channel subfamily K member 10-like. Bases 67 to 1368 code for a protein of 433 amino acids. Lineage: Eukaryota; Metazoa; Arthropoda; Insecta; Diptera; Culicidae. Gene Ontology annotation, biological process: stabilization of membrane potential; potassium ion transmembrane transport. The transcript has 5 exons. Gene Ontology annotation, cellular component: membrane. Gene Ontology annotation, molecular function: potassium ion leak channel activity. The record is from RefSeq and is a predicted model, not a curated record.
CAACCCGACCAACACAUUAACAUAAGAAAGACUCUCCGAACGCCAUACAUUCCAAAACCUCUCAGUAUGAACACCAAACCACCACUUCAAGUUCCCAACUAUAUUGGUAGUGGUACAUCAUCUCGUCCACAAAGUCCUUCGCUGUGUUUUUCCACUACUUCCUCGAAGACAGAUAAAAAUGAACCUGUUACCCUGUGCGGCUGCCAGCAAGCACCAAAAUCUCAAUGCGCCUCGGCUCUGGGAGUUCUCGUACUGGUUCUAGCCUACACUGCGCUUGGAUCAGUACUUUUCGUCACGCUGGAAGGAGAUGGUGAAGAUGGCGAUAUCAUUGAAACUUCUGUAGCGGCAUCCAAACCAUAUCCUAGGCAUGAUUUAGUUAGUGCAGAAAUGCGCCUUAAGACUGUCGAUCGAUUGUGGUCCAUCACUGAGGAUUUAAACAUACUCUAUAAAGAAAAUUGGACUCGUUUGGCUGCCCAAGAAAUAUUACAUUUUCAGGACACGAUAAUACGAGCAGUUCGAGCUUCUCGUACACAACAGGUGACCAAUGUACAGCAAAACACACGGCCCUACAAAUGGACAUUUGCUUCCGCUUUCCUGUACUCGUUAACAUUGAUAACAACAAUAGGUUUUAGCGGCAUUUCCCCACGGACCCAGUGGGGACGCGUGGCAGCACUGAUUUAUGCGCUUUUUGGAAUACCCAUCAUCCUGCUGUACCUCUCGGCCAUCGGCGAAGGCUUAUCGAGUGGUAUGCGUUGUCUUUUUCGUCGUAUACGACCGAACCGUUCCCCUCCUGGGAGCACCAACAACAGCAACAGCAGCAAUUCAAGUAUUGGCAGUGUCAGCGUUCCCAUGAGCAGCAAGGCAACGGUGGCCGAAAUGCAUAAACGGUCGCAGCAACCGAGCUACCAUCAAACCUGGAACCACGGUGGCACUACCAUUCACGAUCCCUGCGCAUACGCCCUCAAUGCGCACGGGUUGCGUGCCGGCGGAAUGGCAGCAAACAGCAAACUUCACUCUCAAUCCGUGGUACCAAUAUCGGUGUGCAUUAUGAUACUGAUCUGCUAUAUUACACUAGGGGCGGUACUGUUUCAUAAGCUGCAGCCUUGGGGAGUACUGGAAAGCCUAUACUUUUGUUUCACUUCGCUCGGUACCAUCGGGUUUGGCGAUCUGAUGCCGAAGGGCACCGUUGCACAAUACGCCGCAUCAGCAUACAUCAUCAUCGGGAUGGCCGUCGUAGCAAUGUGCUUCAGUCUCAUCCAAACAGAACUUAUCAUCUGGUUGAAGAAGUUUACCAUCCCCGAAUCGCUACCCACAUCCACCGAGGAUGUGGCGCUCGUUUCGGUCGCCAUGACACCGAUAAAAUCCUGACAACGGCCAAACGAUCUUAUCCCCAACGAGUACAACUCACUUCCGCGCCGUUCAAGCGCAUUUCAUCGCAAUACUCCAGCGCGGCGUUCCACCGGCAUCAUGGAGAAUCACAUGGAAUAUUUCGUACCUCGAAGCGUUAGCGAAUUCAAUCUGUCUGGCGUAGGCGAUCUAGCGCUCCCUCCGGUUAAACGCAAUCUAGUGACACAGCACGCGGCCAGCUCGACCAUGCUGGCCGCACCGAAGCCGCGCGAAAAAAUGGUCACGUUUGAGGACGAAUCCAAAUUUUUGCACGGCGUGCCUACCACACCGAGAAAGCCGACCCUGACCAACGAUGUGUUCAUGUGACGAGACGGUUCCCGUAAUGGUGAAACGCCUCCACCGAACCAGUAUCCAAAUGAUGUGAUCAAGGUUUGAUAUGACUGGAACACCUUCGCUCAGAAAGCUUCCGGUGUGUUUCACCAAUAAAUUUCCUAUUGUUGACAACCUUUCGGUUACGGCCGUGUGUAAUAUAGAAGCUCGACCCAAUGACAAGUAAAUAAGGAUCACAGCAUAUGUGUAACACAGCGAAGGUGGAAGAAAGUUUUAAUAAUCGGUAUCAAUAAAACAAUGUUUUAUGAGCAUCACCUUCUCUCCUCUCGCUCAACUCAACGAAGAACUUCAUCAAAAAUACUGUCAAAUGUCCCAAAGGAACAAUCACCACACUCAUGCAAUAUACAUUACUAAUGAAUGUAUGUAUGUAGCUAUUAAGCAAGAUUAUCGGUUUGGUCAAAAUCGUGCCAACUAUUGCACGUACGGUUUAGGUAGCAAAUAAGUGAGUGAGAUUACAGCAACAUUUCCGCGAAUAGUGACAACGACGAAAAGCGGUAUACACCCAUUGGAGGCAGAGUAACGUCGCAUUGAGUUUAACUGUUACUAACCUCGAUCGAAAACAUGUACAUAGUAUUCUGUUGUAACAUUGUGAGGCCAAUAAAAAAACAUAAACUACAUUAGAAAA